Molecule: messenger RNA, 1653 nt
Organism: Cryptococcus wingfieldii CBS 7118
Lineage: Eukaryota; Fungi; Basidiomycota; Tremellomycetes; Tremellales; Cryptococcaceae
Product: phosphoenolpyruvate carboxykinase (ATP)
Exons: 5
Coding region: 1-1653 (550 amino acids)
Biological process (GO): gluconeogenesis
Cellular component (GO): cytosol
Molecular function (GO): ATP binding; phosphoenolpyruvate carboxykinase (ATP) activity
Source: RefSeq, a predicted model, not a curated record
AUGGCCCCCAAGCACCACCACGACGAGUUCGAGAGCAAUCAGUUCCUCGGUAAAGAGAUCAAGUACUUUUCCCAGGCUGGUUUCGACCUGGAUCGAAUUCACAUCAAGCGCAAUGCCCCCGUGGCCGCUCUCUACGAAGAUGCGAUGAUGAAUGAAGGCGCCGUUAUCUCUUCCAGCGGUGCUCUCAUCAACUUUUCCGGCAAGAAGACCGGGCGUAGUCCCAAGGACAAGCGUAUCGUGUACGAAGAAACGAGUAAAGAUGACAUUUGGUGGGGUCCCGUGAACAUCAAGAUGGACGAGCACACUUUCGAGAUCAACCGAGAACGAGCCAUCGACUACCUCAACACCAGAGAUAACGUCUACGUCUUUGAUGGCUUCGCCGGGUGGGAUCCCAAGUACAGGAUUAAGGUCCGAGUUAUCGCUUCCCGGGCUUACCACGCCCUUUUCAUGCACAACAUGCUCAUCCGCCCCACUCCCGAAGAACUCGAAAACUUUGGCGAGCCCGACUUUAUCAUCUAUAACGCCGGCCAGUUCCCCGCGAACCGAUUUACUACCGGCAUGACCUCCACCACUUCCGUUGAAGUCAACUUCAAGCGUAUGGAGAUGGUCAUCCUCGGUACCGAGUACGCCGGCGAGAUGAAGAAGGGUAUCUUCUCCGUCAUGCACUACCUCCAGCCCGUCAAGUUUGGUCAGCUCUCCUUGCAUUCUUCGGCCAACCAGGCUAUCAGUGACAAGGGUGAUGUAACGCUGUUCUUUGGCUUGAGUGGUACAGGAAAGACGACCUUGUCGGCCGAUGCCAAUAGGUUGUUGAUUGGUGAUGACGAGCAUGUGUGGAGUGACACUGGUGUGUUCAACAUUGAAGGUGGUUGUUACGCCAAGUGCAUCAACCUCUCUGCUGAGAAGGAACCCGAAAUCUUCAACGCCAUCAAGUUCGGCUCCAUCCUCGAGAACGUCGUCUACAACCCCGCCGACCGUAAACCCGACUACGACGACGUGUCCAUCACCGAAAACACCCGUUGCGCCUACCCCAUCGAAUACAUCCCCAACGCCAAAAUCCCCUGUAUCGCCGACCAACAGCCGAGCAACAUCAUCAUGCUCACUUGCGAUGCUUUCGGUGUCUUGCCUCCUGUAUCCCGCCUGACGGCCGAGCAGGCGCAGUACCACUUUGUCGCCGGGUACACGUCAAAGACACCAGGUACCGAAGACGGUAUCGUCGAGCCUUCUCCCACCUUCUCCACAUGUUACGGCCAGCCGUUCAUCGUCCUCCACCCUGGUCGUUACGCCAAGAUGCUCGCCGAGCGCAUGGAGAAGAACAAGGUCAACUGCUGGUUGAUUAACACUGGCUGGACUGGGGGCAAGUUUGGUACCGGCAAGCGAUGUCCUCUCAAGUACACCCGAGCCAUCGUGGAUGCUAUCCACAACGGCAAGCUCGCGCAGGCAGAGUACGAAAACUUCCCCAUCUUCAACCUCGCCAUCCCCAAGGCUGUUGAAGGUGUCCCCAGCGAUAUCCUUAACCCGGCGAAGGUCUGGCCGAGUAAGGAAGAGUUCAACUCGGAAGUGGAGAAGCUUGGAGGGAUGUUCCAGAAGGCGUUCGCCAAGUACGAGGCGGAUAUCGAGGAAAAGGUCAAGCUUUCAGGUCCUGUCUUUGCUUGA